UAUUUUUUUCAUUAUCUGAUUCUGCACAUACAAAACAAUCUAUUCACCAUAAAAAUCCAACUACUAAAAAAAGUACAAAAAAUAAACAAAGAACAGGAAAAUCUAAACAAAGAUCAAGAACAUCUGAAAAUGAAGAUCCGGAACUAUAUAUACCACCAGAAAUGAUUUUAGAUACGCUUGUUACUUGGAAUUCAAAGAAAAAAAAAUAUGUACCAAUCUUAAAUAAAAAUG
Cetraspora pellucida is the source of this 231-nucleotide messenger RNA. NCBI's taxonomy places the organism in Eukaryota, Fungi, Glomeromycota, Glomeromycetes, Diversisporales, Gigasporaceae. The record is from the annotation of a GenBank genome assembly.